Messenger RNA from Acomys russatus (golden spiny mouse), 2581 nucleotides. It is a transcript of the gene Drd2, whose product is annotated as dopamine receptor D2. Gene Ontology annotation, cellular component: glutamatergic synapse; presynaptic membrane. The record is from RefSeq and is a predicted model, not a curated record. Gene Ontology annotation, molecular function: G protein-coupled receptor activity; dopamine neurotransmitter receptor activity, coupled via Gi/Go. Lineage: Eukaryota; Metazoa; Chordata; Mammalia; Rodentia; Muridae. The coding region runs from base 729 to 2063 and encodes 444 amino acids. Gene Ontology annotation, biological process: adenylate cyclase-activating adrenergic receptor signaling pathway; adenylate cyclase-inhibiting dopamine receptor signaling pathway. The transcript is spliced from 8 exons.
GGCAACAGAAGUUUGUCCGGCACUCGAGCGCUGCCUGUCCCAGAGCACCCUUUUCCACUGAGUCUCUGUCGGGCAGAUUGCGCCCUGGGCAUCGGGAACCCGGAGGAUGUCAUCUUCUUUUCUUCCGACUUAGCGUCCUUUGCGCUAUCCGGGUGGGAGUCCUUAUCCUGAGUACCAGGGGGUGGUAGUUGAGGCUUCGGAGAGUGGCUGACACCUGAGCAUUUCGGUAAGGCACUGUCCUUCUGAUAUCCAAGACUAGGACCUCAGGCGCGCACCAGAGCUUCCCACCACCCAAAAGGAAGAAGGGUAGUUUUUGACGUCUCUGUUAUUGGUGCAAACUGAGACUUUUGAAAGGGCAAAAAGCCAACGUUGAUGAAGAGAGAUGCUACUUCCUGGAGCAGUCUCCUACCUAUAGGCUUUCCGCUGUCCUUGGUGCUGAAUUCCCGUUCUCUGUCAGCUUCUCUGUCAUCCUGUCCGGAGGAAAGCCGGGGUUUUGGGACCCAUUUCCCGGGUGGUAGUGCAGGUGACAUUGGAAACAGAGGACAGUGGCAGAGGGUGACUUUUCAGCUCUGGAAUGAAUCAAGAGCCCACUAAGUCCAUAUGCGGAGACGAGAAGCUUCUCUAAGCGUCAAGCAGAGCGCUCCCCCCAUCCCUUUUUGCAGCCGGCAGCCUGUGAGGUUCCUCUUGAGGAGCAGAGAGCCUUGCCACCCAGUGGCCCUGCUGCCCCAAUGGAUCCACUGAACCUGUCCUGGUACGAUGAUGAUCUGGAGGGGCAGAACUGGAACCGGACCUUCAAUGGGUCAGAAGGAAAGGCAGACAGGCCUCACUACAACUACUACGCCAUGCUGCUCACCCUCCUCAUCUUUAUCAUCGUCUUCGGCAAUGUGCUGGUGUGCAUGGCUGUAUCCAGAGAGAAGGCUUUGCAGACCACCACCAACUACCUGAUAGUCAGCCUUGCUGUGGCUGACCUUCUGGUAGCCACACUGGUCAUGCCCUGGGUCGUCUACCUGGAGGUGGUGGGUGAGUGGAAAUUCAGCAGGAUUCACUGUGACAUCUUCGUCACUCUGGAUGUCAUGAUGUGCACAGCAAGCAUUCUGAACCUGUGUGCUAUCAGCAUCGACAGGUACACAGCCGUGGCCAUGCCUAUGCUGUACAACACACGCUAUAGCUCCAAGCGCCGAGUCACUGUCAUGAUCGCCAUUGUCUGGGUCCUGUCCUUCACUAUCUCCUGCCCGCUGCUCUUCGGACUCAACAACACAGACCAGAAUGAGUGUAUCAUCGCCAACCCUGCCUUCGUGGUCUACUCCUCCAUCGUCUCAUUCUACGUGCCCUUCAUCGUUACCCUGCUGGUCUAUAUCAAAAUAUACAUCGUCCUCCGCAAGCGUCGAAAGCGGGUCAACACCAAGCGCAGCAGCCGAGCUUUCAGAGCCAACCUGAAGACCCCACUCAAGGGCAACUGUACUCACCCUGAGGACAUGAAACUCUGCACCGUUAUCAUGAAGUCUAAUGGGAGUUUCCCAGUGAACAGGCGGAGAAUGGAUGCUGCCCGCCGAGCUCAGGAGCUGGAAAUGGAGAUGCUGUCAAGCACCAGCCCACCAGAGAGGACCCGGUACAGCCCCAUCCCGCCCAGUCACCACCAGCUAACUCUCCCCGAUCCAUCCCACCAUGGCCUACAUAGCAACCCUGACAGUCCUGCCAAACCAGAGAAGAAUGGGCAUGCCAAGAUUGUCAACCCCAGGAUUGCCAAGUUCUUUGAGAUCCAGACCAUGCCCAAUGGCAAAACCCGGACCUCCCUUAAGACGAUGAGCCGCAGGAAACUCUCCCAGCAGAAAGAAAAGAAAGCCACUCAGAUGCUUGCCAUUGUCCUCGGUGUAUUCAUCAUCUGCUGGCUGCCCUUCUUCAUCACACACAUCCUGAACAUACACUGUGAGUGCAACAUCCCGCCAGUCCUUUACAGCGCCUUCACAUGGCUGGGCUACGUCAACAGUGCCGUGAACCCCAUCAUCUACACCACCUUCAACAUCGAGUUCCGCAAGGCCUUCAUGAAGAUCCUGCACUGCUGAGGCUGCCCCUCACCUGCACAGCAGCUGCUUCCCGGCCUCCCGGCCCAGGCAGGCCAGACCUCAUCCCUGCAAGCUGUGGGCAGAAAGGCCCAGAUGGACUCGGCCUUCUCUUAACCCUGCGGGCCCUGCGGUGUUACCUUGGCUGGGUGUCCCUCUCUGCCCACGUACCCUCAUAUCCUGCCACUGUAGGGCCAGGGAGACUGGUAUCUUCCCAGCUCUGGGGUUGGACUCAUGGCUCAGGGCAGCUCGCAGAGUGCCCCUCUCACAUCCAGACCCUGUCUCCUUGGCACCAAAGAUGCAAUAGCCUUUCUCUGGGGGCACCUGGGGUUCCUGAAGCCAGAAAUUAACUCAAUGACCGAGCACACCCUGAUUGCCGGCUUGGCCUGGGCCUUGCUUGCCUGUGUUGGAUCAGAUAGUGGGAGGGAGGGACAGUUCUUACUUCACAGGGACCACACAGGAAAUCAGGGAACACGCCAAGGCCUCCAGGCAACACUUAUAAACAUCAGAUGGCUCCAUGG